Molecule: messenger RNA, 2910 nt
Organism: Acyrthosiphon pisum (pea aphid)
Lineage: Eukaryota; Metazoa; Arthropoda; Insecta; Hemiptera; Aphididae
Product: insulin-like growth factor-binding protein complex acid labile subunit
Exons: 26
Coding region: 46-2874 (942 amino acids)
Biological process (GO): toll-like receptor signaling pathway; immune response
Cellular component (GO): extracellular matrix; plasma membrane
Molecular function (GO): transmembrane signaling receptor activity; protein binding
Source: RefSeq, a predicted model, not a curated record
CAAGUGCGAUUGUGUAGACAGUGUGCUUUGCGACCAGUCUGAGCGAUGACUCUACCGAUGCAUCAAGACGCCGCCGCCGCCUCUGUUUUCAGGAGGACUAUGAUGCUGCUACUUUUGCUAUUGAUGUUCUCCUUAUCGUCGUUUCAAUCGGUCACCGCAGAGUGCCCGGGCGGAUGCACGUGUUACGAUGAAGUUUUUGCAUGCCAUGACCAGGAACUGGACCGGAUACCCGACCGCAUACCUCCGGCCACCAAAGAGCUGGACUUGAGCUAUAAUGAAAUCAGGGAUAUCGAAUCAUUAACUCAUCUAACAGAGUUAGAGACCUUACUUUUGAGCAACAAUAAUAUAAGUGAAGUGAAAAAUGGUGCAUUUGCAAACCUUUCGAAGCUUCAAACAUUAUUCUUGAGUGUAAAUAAAAUCGAUAACAUUGACAUUGGGGCUUUUAAUAACUUAACGAGUUUGAAAGUAUUACACUUGGAUUACAACAACAUUCAUAAGAUCGAUUCGGAAAUGUUUAAGGGACUUACAAAACUGAAUAGACUAUAUUUGAGCAACAAUAAUAUAAGUGAAGUGAAAAAUGGUGCAUUUGCAAACCUUUCGGAGCUUCAGGCGUUAUUCUUGAGUGAAAAUAUUAUCGAUAACAUCGAGACUGGGGUUUUCAAUAACUUAACGCGUUUAAAAGAAUUACACUUGGAUUACAACAACAUUCAUAAGCUCGAUUUGGAAAUGUUUAAGGGCCUUAAAAAACUGGAUAAACUAUAUUUGAGCAACAAUAAUAUAUAUAAAGUGAAAAAUAGUACAUUUUCAAACCUUUCGAAGCUUCAGACAUUGUACUUGGAUAAUAAUAAAAUCGAAAACAUCGAGACUGGGGCUUUUAAUAACUUAACGAGUUUGAAAGUAUUAAACUUGGAUUACAACAAAAUUCAUAAGCUCGAUUUGGAAAUGUUUAAGGGCCUGAGAAAAAUAUAUAAACUGUUUUUAAACCACAAUAUGAUAAAAAAUAUUCCACCUGGAACAUUUGAUUCAUUAACGUCGUUGAGUUUUUUAAUAUUGAGCAACAAUAAUAUAAGUGAAAUGAAAAAUGGUGUUUUUUCAAACCUUCCAAAACUUCAAAUAUUAUUCUUGCAUAGAAAUGAAAUCGAAAACAUCGAGACUGGGGCUUUUAAUAACUUAACGAGUUUGAAAGAAUUACAAUUGGAUUACAACAACAUUCAUAAGCUCGAUUUGGAAAUGUUUAAGGGACUUACCAAACUAAAUAGACUAUAUUUGAGCAACAAUAAUAUAAGUGAAUUGAAAAAUGGUGUUUUUUCAAACCUUCCGAAACUUCAGAUAUUAUUCUUGCAUAGAAAUGAAAUCGAAAACAUCGAGACUGGGGCUUUUAAUAACUUAACGAGUUUGAAAGAAUUACAAUUGGAUUACAACAACAUUCAUAAGCUCGAUUUGGAAAUGUUUAAGGGACUUACCAAACUAAAUAGACUAUAUUUGAGCAACAAUAAUAUAAGUGAAUUGAAAAAUGGUGUUUUUUCAAACCUUCCGAAACUUCAGAUAUUAUUCUUGCAUAGAAAUGAAAUCGAAAACAUCGAGACUGGGGCUUUUAAUAACUUAACGAGUUUGAAAGAAUUACAAUUGGAUUACAACAACAUUCAUAAGCUCGAUUUGGAAAUGUUUAAGGGACUUACCAAACUAAAUAGACUAUAUUUGAGCAACAAUAAUAUAAGUGAAUUGAAAAAUGGGGUUUUUUCAAACCUUCCGAAACUUCAGAUAUUAUUCUUGCAUUCAAAUAAAAUCGAUAACAUCGAGAUUGGGAUUUUUAAUAACUUAACGAGUUUAGACUCUUUAUCCUUGCAUGACAACAACAUUCAUAAGCUCGAUUCAGAAAUGUUUAAAGGACUUACAAAACUAAAUAGACUAAUAUUGAGUAACAAUAAUAUAAGUGAAAUGAAAAAUGGUGUUUUUUCAAACCUUCCGAAACUUCAAAUAUUGUCCUUGAGUGGAAAUAAAAUCGAUAACAUCGAGAUUGGGGUUUUCAAUAACUCAACGGAUUUAGAAGAAUUACACUUGGAUUACAACAACAUUCAUAAGCUUGAUUUGGAAAUGUUUAAGGGACUUACAAACCUGAGUACACUAUAUUUGAGCAACAAUAAUAUAAGUGAAGUGAAAAAUGGGGCAUUUGCAAACCUUUCAAAGCUUCAGGCAUUAUUCUUGAGUGAAAAUAUUAUCGAUAACAUCGAGACUGGCGUUUUCAAUAACUUAACGCGUUUAGAAGAGUUACACUUGGAUUACAACAACAUUCAUAAGCUUGAUUUGGAAAUGUUUAAGGGACUUACAAACCUGAAUAUACUGUUUUUAGACCACAAUAUGAUAAGAAAUAUUCCACCUGGAACAUUCGAUUCAUUAACGUCGUUGAGUCUUUUACAGAUUGACCAUAACCCGUUGACGUGCGAUUGCAAUAUUCUGUUGCUUGUAAACGUGCUGAAAGAAAGAAGUGAUGUACUCGGAGAUUACGACCUGUCGUGUAAUUUUCCCGUAGAAAUGAGAGAAAUAUCGUUGGAAGAAAUAACUGAAAAUAAUUUUAAUUGCACGUCUCCGGAUGUAAUUGUGGUGCCAGAAAACAAGACAUUGUCGGUCGGUGAGCAGUUACAACUCUCGUGCAAAGCUGUAGGAGACCCGGAACCUUCUAUAACGUGGGCCAAAGAUGAUAUCGAUCUAGAACUUGGGAAAAGAGUUCAGGUAUUUCAAAACAAUACAUUGAUUAUAUCAAAAGUGGAAAGAACGGACGGCGGUAAAUAUAAGUGCGUGGCGUCCAAUUAUCUUGGACGAAAAUCUUUCGAGGCGAUGGUUAACGUAAACGGUUUUGGCGGAAAACGAUUGUAAUACCAUGUUUUUUUUUAUUAUUAUUAUAUUAGCGAA